Molecule: messenger RNA, 1335 nt
Organism: Macadamia integrifolia
Lineage: Eukaryota; Viridiplantae; Streptophyta; Magnoliopsida; Proteales; Proteaceae
Product: galactolipase DONGLE, chloroplastic-like
Exons: 1
Coding region: 1-1335 (444 amino acids)
Biological process (GO): lipid metabolic process
Cellular component (GO): chloroplast
Molecular function (GO): glycerophospholipid phospholipase A1 activity
Source: RefSeq, a predicted model, not a curated record
AUGGCUUCCUCAGCUUCAUUCAUGGCAAAUUUAAGCCCAAACCCACUUACGGUUUCUCCUGAUGUUCAGGUUUCUAAGCCUGGACACUAUGCUUCUUUUGGGCAGGUUAAAUUGCCAAAGUGGACAAACUUGUCGCCCCGGCAAUCACUUUCUGCCUUCUCAGUUGCACCAGGGCUUGCACCUGUUAUAUCAGAGACCAGCUCUUGUUUAGCCCAUGUUUGGAGAGAGAUUCAAGGUUCAAACAAUUGGGAGAACCUUGUUGAGCCCUUAAACCCUCUCCUACGUGAUGAGAUCAUACGUUAUGGAGAGCUUGUCACAGCGUGUUACAAGGCCUUUGAUUUGGAUCCAAACUCGAAACGCCACUUGAAUUGCAAGUAUGGAAAGAAGAGCAUAUUAAAAAAAGUUGGCCUUGAAGACUCCGGUUAUGAAGUAAGCAAAUACAUCUAUGCAACACCUGAUAUCAAUGUUCCAAUCCAAAAUGGCGAGUGCUGUGCUCGUUGGAUCGGAUACGUUGCAGUGUCAAACGAUGAUGCAGCAAGGAGGCUUGGAAGAAGAGAUAUUCUUGUAACAUUCCGAGGAACCGUGACGAAUCCAGAGUGGAUUGCAAACUUCAUGAGUUCCUUGACACCGGCAAGAUUAGACCCUAAUAACCCCAGGCCUGAAGUGAAGGUGGAGUCAGGAUUCCUGAGCUUAUAUACAUCAGAAGAUAGCAAUCGACGAUUUGGGUUUGGGAGCUGCCGAGAGCAGCUUCUUUCCGAAGUGUCUCGCCUUGUUAACAAGUAUAAGGGUGAAGAGGUGAGUAUAACAUUUGGUGGACAUAGUAUGGGAAGUGCUCUAGCUCUUCUUCUGGCAUAUGAUAUCGCGGAACUCGGCUUGAAUAGAGAUGAUUCAAACCAAAAAAUACCUCUCACGGUAUUCUCGUUUGCCGGUCCUAGAGUGGGGAAUCCUGGCUUCAAGGGGAGAUGUGAGGAAUUGGGGGUUAAGGUUCUAAGAGUAGUGAAUAUUAAUGAUCCCAUUACAAAGCUACCGGGGGUUCUCUUCAAUGAGAACUUUAGAGUAUGGGGAGAUAAAUAUGAAUUCCCAUGGAGCUGUUCAUGUUAUGCCCAUGUGGGAGUUGAGUUAGCUCUUGAUUUCUUCAAGAUGCAAAACCCGUCAUGCGUUCAUGAUUUAGAAACUUAUAUUAAGUUAUUGAGAUGUCCUAAGAGGGUUCAAGUUGAAAGGGAUGGAGAGGAUCUUAUGAAUAAAGCAAAGGAGUGGCUUUUGAGUGCACAGAAGUUGGAUACAUGGUCAUGGCAAAAUGCUGCAAAGAACAUCAUGGCUAACUUCAAUGUCUAA